Molecule: messenger RNA, 1581 nt
Organism: Aspergillus nidulans FGSC A4
Lineage: Eukaryota; Fungi; Ascomycota; Eurotiomycetes; Eurotiales; Aspergillaceae
Exons: 1
Coding region: 223-1581 (452 amino acids)
Source: RefSeq, a predicted model, not a curated record
GGCAGCCAGGGCCCCGCCCAGCAUGUGCAGGCCGCCCGCGCUAGUAUGACGACGGGGAUCGUGGAGUCUGGCAGGCUUUACUGUGCAGAUCAGACCUUCGAUGUUCCAGUUCCACCCGCAGUGUCCCGAAUUGAUCUUUUUUUUUUUUGCCAUUUAUUUCUGCCGAUGAUCUGACCCAAGAGUCAUACUUAACCAACCAGGGACUGAGCUCCGUACAACUGAAUGGUCCCCCUGUGUCAGUCUCAACCCCAGGCCGAGCUAGAGCUCCUGUGCAUAUGCCGCAGUGGGCAUCCAUGGCUCCGCUCCGUGUUUGAUAUACAUACAUACAUAUCCCCCCUCCUUCCGUUCCUACCGUUCCUAGUUCUUACCGUUGCGACGCCUUCCAGGACUCUACUACUAUGUUAUAACCGACACUCCGCCAACAACACUUCUCAACACUCCAACUCCACUCCAGCUCAACACUGCCACAUCUUUACUACGUCUCCUAUGACCUACUAUCCUCAACCUGAAGCCUUUGCGGGCUCGCAAUGGCCACUGAACAACCAGUCAACGGCCCUUCAGCAAUUCCUCUAUGCUUUCCCUAAGCCUAGACUGAGCGGCCGAAUCAGCAAGCCUCGCAGCGCUGGAAACAGUCCUUCUGCGAGCAGGAGGAGGACCACCACCGUGCACAGCUCGCCCAUGUACCGGCCCCCGACUCAGGAGCAGCAGAUCGAUAUGAACGCUGCUCUCCUGGCGGCGAUUAACAGAAGACGGGCUCGUCCCAUGAGUUGGCACCCCGUGCUAAACCAGCCGGAAUAUGGGACACCAGCGCAGUUCUAUCCAACGACCAGUUUGGACUCGUACAAUCUCCCGGUCACGCAGGUGACCCAACCGUCUCAAACCAUGACGGGCGCCUUUGAUGAGACUAUGUUGCAACCUUUUCCCGCUGCCGAUGUCUCCAACAUGCAACAGGACCUUGCUUUCCCUCAACUGCCGCAGGAGCCUUACUUGCAUAUGAACCAACCUCAAGUUGACGGGACGUUUUGGGACGGAUCUGAAAUGGGCGUACCCUCGUUUGCGCAGCCUUUGAAUGACUGGCCUCUGGACAUGACAUCUAUCAACCAGGAUCUCCCAUCAAUGGGGGCUCCAGCCUCUAACUAUGGAAGUGUGUCAUCGCCCGGGCCGGCCACGCCCGACUUCCUGCCGAUCCAGAAGUUCGGCGAUGAUGCAGAAUCAGUUCCCGUGCUGGAGAAGCCGGAGCCGGGGGAUGAACUGGUUGGAAUGGGCCUCUACAGCGAACCCGAUACAUCUACCGACGGAUUGGUGUACGGUAUGAAUGGCAAGGGGCUGAAGUUGGAAGAGACGUUCACACCUUUUGCUGAAAAGGAUGACGAAGAGGAAGAAGAGGAAGACCAGCAAGAGCCAGAUUCUGAAUCUGAUAAUCAACAGCAGUCGGCGCAAGCAAAUAAGCAAGCUGAAAGCAUGGUCAACAAGACAUUUUUCUUCGAAUCCGACAAUGGUUCUGAGCAGCCUACCAUGGCCCGACCAUCCUUCAAUUUUCCCACCACAUCAUGCAUGAAUUACGGAUACGGAUGGAUUUGA